This is a messenger RNA of Scophthalmus maximus (turbot), 2596 nucleotides long. It is a transcript of the gene caln1, whose product is annotated as calneuron 1. Lineage: Eukaryota; Metazoa; Chordata; Actinopteri; Pleuronectiformes; Scophthalmidae. Bases 560 to 1216 code for a protein of 218 amino acids. The transcript is spliced from 6 exons. The record is from RefSeq and is a predicted model, not a curated record. Gene Ontology annotation, molecular function: calcium ion binding.
CCGGUGCCGAAGCAGCCAAUCGCAGCUCUCCGUCUCGAUUGCGUGUUGAUCUGUGUCGGAGCGUCUCCUCCGGCAGCCGCUGCGCUCAUCAACCUCUCCGACGCGCCACACGUGUGUGUGUGUGUGUGUGUGUAUGUGUGUGUUUGGAUCGUGAUUCUAUGGAUUUGUACUUUGAGUCGACGGAGCUGUGCAAAAGCAUCUUUCUGACCAGACCUCCCUGUUCGCGAUUGGAACCGGAUACACCGUCAAACGACAAGGAGAUAUAUAAAAAAAAAUAAAAAAUGAAAAUGAUGAGAGUUUGGCUCAAAGUGCAACUUGACUAAACGCGCGCUGCGCGGCUGCUGUUGGACAACCAGGGACCACUCAUCUGUUUCACGAUGGGAGGAAACCAGUCCUCUGCUCUGCCACAAUAAAGGAAUAACUCUCCCACGGCACCCGAGGACCCGGGUCGAUCCACCAGGCUGAUCGAGGAGUCCAAGCCCGAGUCCCUGAACUGGAUCGAUCGAUUAACGGAUCUGACUGAUCACCUGCAGACGCGCAACAAGCUCACAGGGAGAAGAUGCCGUUCCACCAUGUGACGGCGGGCCUGCUCUACAAGGGGAACUACCUGAGCCGCUCGCUGUCGGACAGUGACAGCGAUGUGCUGGCCAGCAUCUCUGUGGAGGAGCUUCAUGAGAUCCGGGAGGCGUUUAAGGUUCUGGACCGCGACGGAAACGGGUUCAUUUCCAAACAGGAGCUGGGCAUGGCCAUGCGCUCUCUGGGUUACAUGCCCAGUGAGGUGGAGCUGGCCAUCAUCAUGCAGAGACUAGACAUGGAUGGUGACGGACAGGUUGACUUCGAAGAGUUCAUGACGAUCCUUGGACCCAAACUCCUGUCGUCUGAGACGAGAGACGGCUUCCUGGGCAGCACAAUAGACACCAUCUUCUGGCAGUUCGACAUGCAGAGGAUCACCCUCGAGGAGCUGAAACACAUCCUGUUCUACGCCUUCCGCGACCACCUGACCAUGAAGGACAUAGAGAACAUCAUCAUUAAUGAGGAGGAGAGUCUGAAGGAAAAUUCCGGGAACUGUCAGACAGAGUUCGAGGGAGUUCACCCCUCAAAGAAGAACCGUCAGACGUGUGUGCGGAAGAGCCUCAUCUGCGCCUUCGCCAUGGCAUUCAUCAUCAGCGUCAUGCUCAUCGCAGCCAAUCAGAUGCUGAGGAACGGCAUGGAGUAGCCAUGCUCACUGCGAGCGGGGAAGGAGCCAGCCUGCAUGUGCAUGCCAGUGGGUGAGGUCAUAUCCCUGCAGACAGGAAAAGAACUAUGCGGAGUGACACCUAAAGUAAUCAUCAACAAAAAUCGUCAAAAUCCAUUUUAAAAAUUACUCCAUUUUUUCGGUGUUGUUGUUUUUUUUCCCGAACAAGCGGCACCUCGCCACCCGAUGUCCAACGAAACUGUGAAGCCAGCAUUGAGGAGUCAUGCAGGACUCCUCCCACUUUACUCUGACAGGGACACUCAAGGGCUGACAUCACCCACACCACUCCGUCGUCUCCGUUUCCCCAACGCAAUUUGUUCUUUUAAUAAAAAAACAAAACAAAACCCUGAAACAAGUUGAGUGCAGAAGUUCAGAGCUGCUUGCUACCCACCAAGAUGUGACAUGUGAGUGUGCGGAUCUGUCACCCACCAGGAGUCUGAUGAGCUACCAGGGCUGCAGUCUGCGCCCCCGUAGGGAAUGCCGGGAAGGAAGCGGUUGUCCUCUCAUUAUAGUUCCUGCACAGACGAUGGCGGAGCUCGCCGCCGCUCAAGCAGAAGGAUCUGUAAGCAACGGCGCCGCGCUACUUCAGCUCUCCUGCGUUCUAUUUUCAACUGCUGCGUCUGGGGGCUGGCAUGAGGUGCAGGCAUCAGUUCAUCAGCCCCAUACAAGACCGAGCAGCCAAGAGAGCAAAACGUCGAAAGGGUAACUCCAGGCUCGUGAUUUGGCCCCCGGAUAUUAAUGAACGAAGGCAGUGGCUCUGAGAGUGUGAAUUUGGAUGCUCUCUGUCUCUCGGAUACUGUCGGGUGGACACUGUGGCGCGCACGGAAGAGGCUUCCUUGUCAUUUAUGAAAGGAAAAAGAAUCCACCCUCCAAUGUUCUCUCACUGUCCUCUAUCAUCCCGUCUGCGGUGCUCGGUGAACCCCCGGGAUUUAAUUUGCGAGGGGGUUUUAUUUCAACUUUUUGUUUCCGUCCACUUUCUCUCAGUCUGUCUCAUCUAAUUUAGCCACAGUUGGUGAUUUGAAUGAAUCUCCCGAGAUGACUUUGGACAGGCUCGCGGGUGUGAACCCACCCAGCUGUGUGUGAGGUUGAAAGAGCGAGGACAAACGUAUGAGCACACUAGAGAGAACCUGAAGUGCCCCCUUUACUCUUACGCUGUGAGUCUUGCGGCUGUGAUGCCAUUUGGCUUCUUGACAGAUUUCUACCUGCAUGUCUGUUGAUGCCAGGACUGAAUGAAGCUUUGACCUUUUUAGACCCGGGGGGCUGAUGCCAAAACCUAACAUAUGAUUGACGUUUUGAAAUACAUGAAAUUUUUUUCCUGCUCUCAAAUUGUGUUCUAGUUGGAAAUAAAUGCGAUGCCACCUC